AUGGGUGGCGCCGGUAGUAAAAAGUUGCCAAAGGAGGACAUGGAGUUUCUUAUGCACAACACAAAUUUCACGAAGCAGCAAAUCAAAGCUUGGUAUAACGGUUUCAUGAAAGAUUGUCCGAACGGCCAGCUAACACGAACGAAAUUUCUGGAAGUUUAUUCCAGUUUCUUUCCACAGGGCAACGCUGAAAAAUUCUGCGAGCAUGUCUUUCGAACGUUCGAUUCGGACAAUAGCGGCAAAAUAGAUUUCAAAGAAUUCCUACUAGCUAUCAACAUAACCUCCGCCGGCAAACCAGAGCAGAAGCUGGAAUGGGCGUUUCAGAUGUAUGACGUCAAUGGAGAUGGCACGAUAGAACCGAGUGAGAUGACCGAAAUUAUAACGGCGAUAUACAACAUGGUGGGCCCUUCCUUAUCUUACAAUGACCCGAACGACACCCCUGAGAAGCGGACGAAAGAGAUAUUUGCCAAGAUGGACGAGAACAGCGAUGGAGUCCUCUCCAAAGAGGAAUUCAUCAAGGGAUGCAUGUCAGAUGAGUUUCUAUGCCAGAUGCUAACUGCUGACGCUGGAGCUGAAUGA
Molecule: messenger RNA, 576 nt
Organism: Helobdella robusta
Lineage: Eukaryota; Metazoa; Annelida; Clitellata; Rhynchobdellida; Glossiphoniidae
Exons: 5
Coding region: 1-576 (191 amino acids)
Molecular function (GO): calcium ion binding
Source: RefSeq, a predicted model, not a curated record